AUGAGUGAGCAAGAGAUGGAUAUGCUGGACAUAGAAGAUGAUCUAGUGGAGUUGUGCGAGGAGCAGAACGAAGAGCAGCGGAAGAAAAUGAGCAUUAAACAACAACAACCGCAACAUCAGCAGCAACAACAACAGCCACAACAUCAGCAACAACAGCAGCAAAAACAACAGCCACGACAACAGCAACAACAGCAGCAACAACGGCAGCAACAAAAACAGCAGCAACAACAACAGAAUAACAAUCGUCGGAAGCAACGAAACCAGCGUGACCAACGUGACCAACGGAACCAAGAUCGGGCACGUGGAAUUAGCCUGGAAACUCGUAUGGAAACGUUCGAGCGACUCGCUCGUCGUACAACUGCUCUCGGAAAGAGCGUACGACGAGCAAUUGAGGCAGAGCGGUUGCCCGGCCACCUCAUUUUGGGAUACAUGAACCGAUAUAAAAAUGUUUGUAAAAAUAUGGAUUAUGAGCUUAAUAAAGAAUGAAAUUAAUAAAUAAAAAUUAACCUGUCGUAUUCCAUUUGAUUCAAUUCGGCGAGAUUCGAAAAUAUUUGUGUGCGUUUAUGUGUGUAUGUGGGGGCAUAUUCUAGAACUAAAGCCACAUCGGUUCUUCGGUGAUGACUGAACCAAUUUUCACUAACCUAGUCUCAAAUGAAAGGUAUAG
Molecule: messenger RNA, 664 nt
Organism: Topomyia yanbarensis
Lineage: Eukaryota; Metazoa; Arthropoda; Insecta; Diptera; Culicidae
Product: probable E3 ubiquitin-protein ligase bre1
Exons: 3
Coding region: 1-486 (161 amino acids)
Source: RefSeq, a predicted model, not a curated record